AUGAAUGCGGGCAUCGGAACUCCUAAACAGGACUUCUCCGUGGAAUUCGACACCGGCAGCGACCUCUCCUGGCUCCAGUGCAAGCCCUGCAACCAUUGUUACCCACAAAACGACCCACUUUUCGAUCCGGCCAAAUCAUCCACGUAUAGCAGCAUCCACUGCGGCUCAGCUGAGUGCGCCCAACUCGACCCUGCCCGCUGCUCUGCCGGCCGGACGUGCCGCUACGAAAUCCAAUACGACGAUAAGUCCAGGUCCUCUGGGAACUUCAGCCACGACACGCUUACUCUGAGUCCCUGGGACCUGCUGCCGAACUUUAGGUUCGGCUGCGGCGAUCAUAACAGAGGGUCGUUUGGUCGGGUUGCCGGUCUGAUCGGCUUAGGCCGCGGCGAGUCCUCGCUGAUCUCGCAGGCCUCGCAAAAGUACAGAGAGAUCUUUUCCUACUGCCUACCGUCAAUAGCGAGCUCGACUGGCUACCUGCUAGUCGGCAGUACAGGCAGCCCGCCGGCCGGCAUACGAUACACGCCGAUGAUACGCGAAGCGAGCGAUCCGUCAACGUACUACGUAAAACUCGUGGCGAUCAAAGUCGGAGGCAAGAAACUGGAUAUAAACCAGAAGGUGUUCUCGACAGCCAGGACGCUGAUGGACUCCGGGACGGUGAUCACCAGACUGCCGCCGGCCGCGUUCUCCGGGAUGCGGGCGGUGUUCCGCCGGCACAUGGCGAACUACACGACGGCACCCGCGGACUAUGAACUGGACACGUGUUACAAUCUGAGCGGGCACGAGGUGGUGAAGGUGCCGGCGGUGGAGCUGGUGUUCGACGGCGGAGCGAGCCUCAAUCUGGACAUCGACGGCAUAAUGUUCGGCGAGCCAGCGCAGAGCUGUUUAGCGUUUGCUGGAAAUAGUAACGACCAACAACUGAGUAUUAUUGGAAACACGCAGCAGGUGAAGGUUACUGUGGUGUAUGAUAUCUCUAACCAACGGAUUGGUAUUGGAGCCAAAGGUUGUUCCUGA
This is a messenger RNA of Ananas comosus (pineapple), 1011 nucleotides long. Its product is annotated as aspartyl protease family protein At5g10770-like. The record is from RefSeq and is a predicted model, not a curated record. Bases 1 to 1011 code for a protein of 336 amino acids. Lineage: Eukaryota; Viridiplantae; Streptophyta; Magnoliopsida; Poales; Bromeliaceae. Gene Ontology annotation, biological process: proteolysis. Gene Ontology annotation, molecular function: aspartic-type endopeptidase activity. The transcript has a single exon.